AAGCCUUAGAGGCACUACCUCAAUUUAGUGAAGAGGCUAUCAAGAAACUGAUACCAUAGAUAAUGUCUACGCCAUCUCCCGUAGUAAGGAAGAGUGAAAGAAAACGCUCACGUCCGAGAAUCGUACGACCUCCGAAAAGGCUGGCCAGAGUACCGAAGCAAGAACAGCCUGUCGAGGAAGAACAAAGGCCUUUGUCGCCUUUUGUGAUCUUCCUCCCUUCAGACGGCAACCCCAUGAAAGGACAUAAAUCUGACUCAGAGCUCGACGAAAGCGAAGGGGAAAUCGAAUCUCAAGUGAAUGCAAGUCGACGAGAUAUUUGCCCGAGCCCCACGUUAUUGCCUAUCAACAUGAUACCGACAGUCGCAGCCGACCUACAACGCGCCGAUUCUGGCGAUGAUAAAGCACUACGUGGUAUUGCGUCACCAGAGUUUUUGAAUUUCGAUUGGCGCAAAGAGCCGGAAAUAUUUCGGGGGGUUAGGGAAGUAUUUACAGGGACACCGGGACCUACGUGUUCCAUAAGCCUCAUAGAUACGCCUUUUAAGGCUUUUCUUUCAAUCUGGGACCCGCCCAUCAUUGACUUAAUUGUACGCGAGACUAACCAGUACGCACAACAGAUUUUAGACAAAGAAAAAUUCUGCUUUAAGACUUACUCACGGUACAAGACCUGGACUCCAACUGACGCGAACGAAAUGUUGACUUUUUUUGCUAUUUUAAUAUUUCAUAGUCUAAGUACGAGACCUGUAGAACAAGACUAUUUUAAGACAACAGGGACCUUGGCCAUGCCAGGUCUUGCGUCCUUGAUGUCUUCUAAUAGGUUCUUUCUAAUUAAAAGAUUUUUGCACUUUACUGACCUGACCAAUGAACCAAGUGACAUGACGCCACAACAACGAACACUAUAUAAAAUACAACCAAUUGUGGACAGUUUGAGACAAAAGUUUAGCAGCCUGUAUAUGCCAUCGCAAUCCAUUGCCGUAGCUGAAAGUUUGUUGGUGUCCGGUCGGCUUUCGUUUGCUCAAAAAAUUUCAAAUAAAGCCGGUAAAGGCAUAAAAUCUUUUGAGUUAUGUGAAUCAUCGACCGGUUACCUGUGGGAAUGUUUCGUAUAUGCUGGUAAACAGGCUGCUAACAGACAGACAGACUCAACGGACAAUGUGCAACCGGAUGAAGCAACAGCCAAGGUUGUUUACGAUCUUGCUCGCCCUCUCUUAGGAAAGGGACACACGUUAGUAAUGGAUAAUUAUUAUAACUCACCAUUACUAGCGCGGUGUCUCAAGGACAAAAAGACUGAUGUACUGGGUACACUUCGCGUUUCACGUGAAUUUGUACCUGAAUCUUUAAAGUCCUUUACCGAAUCCGACUUGAGACUGGGUGAAAUCGUAUACAGAAACACGCACGAUCUCUCGGUGUUCUUGUGGCGGGGUGCUAAUUUAGUUUGUGUAAUCUCCACCUACCAUCCUGUGGAGGUCGCCGCCUUAGAAAAAUACGGUGUUUGGCGCCUCAAGCCACGAGCCGUGCUUGAUUAUAAUUCGCUCAUGGGGGGUGUCGACAAAAACGAUCAAUGUUUGUCAGCAUACCCUAUUGAUCGGAUUAAAAAUCAGGUAUGGUAUAAAAAAAUGUUUCGGAGACUCUUGAAUGUGUCUAUUUUGAAUUCCCUAAUUUUAUUCAAUUGCAGUAAAACCAAGAUGAGACAAACAGCUUUCCGAAAUAAUUUGGCUGAGGCGCUAAUCACCGCAUUUCGGCCUCCCCAACCUCCCGGAAAAGAAGUAAAAAGUUUAUCUGACAUGGCAAAGCGGCCCAGGUUGGCAAACAAUCACUACAUAAUGAAGGGGAGAUCCAAGGACACAAUGUGUGUGUUGUGUCGGUCCAAUGGGACCUACACGCGCACCAUUUAUAGGUGCGAACAGUGUAAGGUACCACUGUGUUUGGAGUUUUGUUUUAAAUAUUACCACACUGUAGCUUGCUGAGUAUAAUUGGGUAUGGUAUUUUUUUAAAGUAUGUAUGUAUGUAUUUAAUGUGAUUUAAAAUGUAUCCCCAAGAAAUAUUUUUGUCAUCAUAUUAAUCAAAAAGUUCUCCAAGUCUGAAUCAUCAAAUUAACGCCGGCUAUCAACACAUUGUUUGUCAGGCUAGUGGUGCUGGCUUGCGCCUAACUAUAAUUACGUAAUGUAUGUAUAGGUAUACCCUUAGACUAUGGAAACUAAUUUUUUUCCAUCCUCUAAGGGUGUACCAGAAUCUCAUGGCGUUAAAUAUAAAAAUCGAACGACUUUCACCUGACAAUGUUAACUUGUCACAUGUCAAUUCAAAAUAUUACUUGUGUCAAAUAGCUGUCUGCUAAACUUUAUUCACUUUAAAAUAACGAUUUAUCAAUCUCAAGCAAAAAUCGUUGCAAUAAUGUAAUAUAAUUUAUAUAGCAAAAUCAGCGAUGAAUUAGGUACAUUAAAGUCACAUUUCUCGAUUUAGAACCAUGUCUCUAAUCUUGCCGAUUAGUAGGAGCAAAUAACCUUGAUCUUUGAAAUUUUAACGAUGCCAAAUCAAUAUAUAUAGUACCAAUGUAAUUUUUGCUGGUACUGAUCGGCAAGACUACAGUGUGUAGACUACAGAGUAGUAAAAAACAGAUAAUAGCGUAAAUGCGAGUUACUUCAAACUGCAAACGUAAACAAAUAUAUUUUUAUUUAAUUUUAAAAUGUGUCAGAAAUGACUUAACUUUCUCACACAAAUUCAUACAGAUCUUAAAACGUGUACGAGGAUAAAUCAAUUCUGGCCAGUUAAGAUAUAUGAAGUAUCUAGUGCAUUUUUUCCUAUUAUACUGAUGUUGCCCACUAUAAAUUUAAAAUUGUCUAAGUGGUCUAAGCCACAUUGGCCUACCAAGAAAUGGACAUUGGGUUCGCGC
Messenger RNA from Hyposmocoma kahamanoa, 2884 nucleotides. RefSeq names its product piggyBac transposable element-derived protein 4-like. Bases 63 to 1961 code for a protein of 632 amino acids. The transcript is spliced from 4 exons. Lineage: Eukaryota; Metazoa; Arthropoda; Insecta; Lepidoptera; Cosmopterigidae. The record is from RefSeq and is a predicted model, not a curated record.